This is a messenger RNA of Papaver somniferum (opium poppy), 1875 nucleotides long. RefSeq lists its product as uncharacterized. The transcript is spliced from 2 exons. Gene Ontology annotation, molecular function: aspartic-type endopeptidase activity. NCBI's taxonomy places the organism in Eukaryota, Viridiplantae, Streptophyta, Magnoliopsida, Ranunculales, Papaveraceae. The record is from RefSeq and is a predicted model, not a curated record. Gene Ontology annotation, biological process: proteolysis. The coding region runs from base 1 to 1875 and encodes 624 amino acids.
AUGGUCGCUCCGACGUGCAAAGAUUUACAGGAUACUAACAAUAGACAGCAGGGAGAAAUCGAUUCCUUACAUCUAAAGGUUAAUCAGCUAGCCUUACAUAUCACUACAACAUCAACUAAGGAGGAUGUACAAACAGUGAAGAUAGAGAUUAAAAAGAGUAUGCAGUCUCUUCGAUCUGAAUUCGAGAAGACUUUGAAAUCUCAGCUAGCAAAAUUUUUUUCUAACAAUCGAGAUUCAGAGGAAGCAGAAGGAUCUACAGGUGGUUUUGCUCAUACUGGAGGUAACAAUUUGUUUGCUCACAUCAACAAUCGUGACCCUCAUUCCUUUCAUCGUAUUCCUAAACUCGAUUUCCCUAGAUUCGACGGCGAGAACCCAAAAAGUUGGAUACAGAAAUGUGAGUAUUGCUUUCAGAUGCAAGGCGUUCCAGACAUCAAUAGGACAAGAAUGGCUGCUAUUCAUCUGGAUGGCAAAGCAACUAAGUGGUAUGACAAUCUCUGUAUUACUCAACCUCAUAUUUCUUGUCAAUGCUUUUGUGAAAACCUUUGUGCUCGUUUUGAGAACCCAGCUCAUGAUAAUAUCGUGGGUUUAUUCAAUAAGUUGGUUCAGUUAACUACAAUUGAGGCUUAUUUUGAAGAAUUUGAAUAUUUAAAGGCAUUGUUAUUGAGUGUUCACCCACAAUUCCCCGAAACUUACUUUAUAGCUAGUUUCAUUGGUGGUCUAAAGGAAGAACUCAGGAGUUCAGUACUAAUGUUUAACCCACAGACAUUGUUAAAUUUUUUUUCCCUUGCUAGAAUGCAAGAACAAACACUGAGCUUACAGCAUAGGGUGACAAAAAGAGCUCACAUUUGCAAGAAGCAAUAUCUUUGUGUUUUGAUUGGUGAAGAACCUUCAGGCAGUUCAGAGCAGGAGGAUGAGUUAAUUAUGGACACAGAGGAAGCACCUGUUGUAGAAAGUGAUAUGGAGAUUUCUUUGCAUGCCUUGACAGGGAUUGUAUCUGCUGAUACCAUUAGAAAUCCUGGUACACUGCACAAGAAUCCCAUCUUUAUCCUCAUUGAUACAGGUAGCACUAACAGUUUCAUUGACAGUGCUCUGGCAAAGGAACUCCAAUGUCCAGUUACUCAUACUGCUAGCUUACUAGUGACUGUGGCCAAUGGGGAGAAAACAAUCAGCUCAAGUAUCUGUUCUCAACUUAAUUGGUCAAUGCAAGGACAUAAAUUCUGUGGGGACUUAAGAUUAAUUCCAUUGGGAGGUUGUGACAUUGUUUUGGGGGCUGACUGGCUCAGAAAUUUGGGUGAUGUAUUAUUCAAUCUUUCCAAGCUUUGCAUUACAUUCAAAUACAUGGGUAAGAAUAUCACUCUUACUGGAUCUCCACAAAAAACUUCACUUAGCAUGAUGAGUGGUUUGGCAGUGAAGAAAUUCCUUCAAAAACACUCACAUGGGUUGGUAGGCCAAUUAUUUUCAAUCUCUUCUCAACCUCCUCCCUCACCACCACCCCAAAUUUCUUCCUUGUUAACUCAAUACAAGGAUGUCUUUGAUGAGCCAACAAAACUCCCUCCUACAAGGGACCUAAACCAUAAAAUACCAUUGAAACCAAACUCUGAACCAGUUAACCUCAGGCCUUACAGGUCCCCCUAUUUGCAGAAGGCAGUGGUAGAAAGCUUAGUUAAGGAAAUGUUGCAGACUGGUAUAAUUCAGCUAAGUAACAACCCUUUUGCCUCUCCUAUUCUCUUUGUCAAGAAGAAAGACAACUCUUGGAGGUUCUGUGUAGACUACAGAAAACUCAACAGUCUCACCAUCAAGGAUAAAUUUCCCAUUCCUGUCAUUGAUGAGCUCCUAGAUGAACUGCAUGGAUCCAAAUUUUUUUACCAAGAUUGA